This is a messenger RNA of Durio zibethinus, 852 nucleotides long. NCBI's taxonomy places the organism in Eukaryota, Viridiplantae, Streptophyta, Magnoliopsida, Malvales, Malvaceae. The record is from RefSeq and is a predicted model, not a curated record.
AGUUCAAUUCCAAACAUUUCUACUGAUACAAAAUCAUUUUUGCUCUUUGGCUUCUGCAACAGCAAGAACUCCUACAAAGUACUAUGAUAAAAGAAGGUGAAAUUCCAUACAAAAAAGGGUUAUGGACAGUGGAGGAAGACAAGCUACUCAUGGAUUAUGUCAAGCUGCAUGGAAAAGGACAGUGGAAUAAAAUAGCCAACGAGACAGGUUUGAAGAGAAGUGGGAAGAGUUGCAGGCUAAGGUGGAUGAAUUACCUGAGCCGCAACGUGAAGAAAGGCGAUUUCUCUGAGGAAGAAGAUGACCUUAUAAUUAGACUUCAUAAGCUUCUUGGAAACAGGUGGUCUUUGAUUGCUAAACGGGUGCCAGGACGAACUGACAAUCAAGUGAAAACUUACUGGAAUUGUCAUUCGAGGAAGAAACUAGGGAUCAAAGAGAAAAACCGAAAAAGGGUUAAUUGUUGUCAAAGUUCCAAGCAAGUGAACGUGUCAGAUCAGGCAGCCAUAGACCCAAGUCAAGGUGAUGGUGCCACCAGUCGAGCCAUGGAAAUAGCAGUGGAUCAAAGUAGCAGCCAGCAAUCCACUGAUCAGGUCUUAAACAAUACUCAAGAAUCAGUGAUCAGUGAGAGGUAUAUGAAACCUUUCUGGAUUCCUGAUAAUGAUUUGGAGCUAAGUACCCUUUCCAUGAUGGAGUACUUUGAUGAAUAUUCUUCUUUUGAUCUUGCUUGAUAGCUAGGACCUUUGCCAAUUAAUUUGUCAAUAAUGACUAUUUAAUUAGCUUUAUCCUAUUGAAUUUAACUCCUCUGUCCAACUUUUAAUCCAUUGUGAUACCUUAAAACCACUUCAUUAACUGUAA